Liolophura sinensis is the source of this 2464-nucleotide messenger RNA. Its product is annotated as anhydro-N-acetylmuramic acid kinase-like. Gene Ontology annotation, biological process: amino sugar metabolic process; peptidoglycan turnover. The transcript has 2 exons. NCBI's taxonomy places the organism in Eukaryota, Metazoa, Mollusca, Polyplacophora, Chitonida, Chitonidae. Gene Ontology annotation, molecular function: ATP binding; phosphotransferase activity, alcohol group as acceptor. The coding region runs from base 396 to 1601 and encodes 401 amino acids. The record is from RefSeq and is a predicted model, not a curated record.
UUACAACGGUGUAUACUGACGUACACAUGUUGUGUGUGUAACAGGCCUUGUUUUUUACGUACAGGAACAAACACAGGCCUAGAUACUUAUAUAGGCUACACAUCUAUAUACGUAUAUAAGUAAGUAAGCUUCUGAAGUACGAUGACCUACUUUACUGUGUGUUGUCACGUUUACAGCCGAUUCAAUGACCUUGUUCAUGUCGCUGUUAUGUUUUCGUCUUUACUCUCAGAUCUGACCCCACUUUUGAUAUCAUAUAUAGCAGAAAGCCAGCUGAAUUACGUGUGGUAAAUGCAGCGUUACGGAACUUGAUAACUUGGGCUGAAGUAGGCUAGGCUAUCUACGUCCAAUACAGCCCAAUCAUUUCGGAGUUUUCACAGUACGUGGUACUGCACGAGAUGUCGUCCUUCCACGGCAUCGGACUGAUGUCCGGCUCGUCACUUGACGGCUUGGAUAUAUGUUACGCCGAAUUCACCGGCGACGUGGACACUGACGUCUGGGGCUACCGCAUACUGAAGACACUGACGUUGCCUUACACAGAGGAAUGGUUGGAAAGAUUACGGAACGCCCACCUAUUGAGCGGGCUGGAUUUAAUCAAGCUCCACGUCGACUAUGGUCGAUUCUUAGGCGAAACAGUGGAUGAAUUCAUCGAUGCCGAAGAUGCCAAACCCUUCUUCGUCGCGUCGCAUGGCCAUACCGUGUUCCACCAACCCGAGCGGCAUGUCACGUUCCAGCUGGGCGAAGGGGAGACAACCGCAGCAUAUUUGCACUGUCCGUUCGUGUGCAAUUUCAGGAACAAGGACAUUGCCCUUGGCGGACAGGGUGCCCCUUUAGUCCCCGAGGGUGAGCGCUACUUGUUCAGCAGCGUUGACAUAUGCGUUAACCUCGGGGGCAUCGCAAACAUUAGCUGGAGAGGUCAGAACGGCCAUGACAUCUGCGGAUGUAAUGCUGUUCUCAACAUGCUAGCAGGAAAACAUGGCAACUUUUCUCAUGAUGUAGACGGACAGAUAGGAAAAAGCGGCAAUGUGCUAGAAAACGUCCUCCAAGAGUUGGAAUCUUUGAAAUAUUACACGCUUCCACCGCCAAAGUCACUUGGAUUGGAAUGGAUUGUGGAGAACGUAUAUCCAAUUCUUGACACGAACAAGUACAGCAUUCCAGACUUGCUAUGUACGUAUUCAGAGCACAUUGCUCGGGAGGUCAGCAAGGCCUGCUACGCCGCCCAGGCCUUACCCCAGCCUUACUUCGCUCGCAAGAGAUCCACGGGUAACAGACAAAUCCACUUAACAGUCCUGGUGACAGGGGGUGGAGCCUUCAACAAGUGUGUCAUGGACAGACUCCGUGAUAAGCUUAGCCAGAAGAACAUCGUCUUGGCGGACACGGACGAUGAAACAGUGCAGUUCAAGGAAGCUCUGUUGUUUGCCUUCUUGGGACUGCGUUGUUUGUUGGGGCAACACAACGUCAGCAGUAGUGUCACAGGCAGCUCCAUGGAUUCAGUCAGCGGUAGCAUUCACUUACCCCCCAAGUCCGCCCAGACCCCUCUGACGCCAAAACGGGACAGGUUGUCAUUCGGCCUUAGACGUCAGUCUUCUCAGGAUAACGUUUAAUAUCGACCAUUGAGACCUCCAAUCAGUGAAACACUCAGAGUAGCAGCUACAAUAAUAAUCUGUGCAAUUUACGCGGUUGAUAGCUGUGACACGUUUUAAAUUUAAAAUGCUGAUCGAUCCAAAGAGAAGAUGGUGUCCGAUACGAAAGCAUAAAUCAUCUAAAUAAAUCAAGUCCAAUACAACUUAUUUCCCCAAGGCUUUUAUAUCACUCGGUUUACUGCGCUACAGUCUUCUUACCGGUACUUUGCAGAUCGGCAUGGUUAUAUAAGCAGAUACUUAUAGCGCCGUUUCAACUUCGCAAUGCUUUAUGGAAAAGGAAAUAAAAGUGCCAAGCAAAUGCAGUGUAUUUAGUGAAAGCACUCUGAACACAGGGCGGACAAACUUGGGUAGGUGACCCGAGAGUUCCAAGAAGUGUUUGGACGUCACCUCUAUGGCAGGAAACCAUGCGAACCAAUAUUGCUGCUUCUGUUGAUUUUGACACAUGGAGUUGACGUUUUAGUCUUCACUCGUACAAAGACUAUUAAGUGCUAGUGUUGCCAGAUUUUCCCUGCCAUCGGCCGUGAACCCAGACAACCUGAAAAUCUAACUGAGAUCUAGUUAAUCUUUGGAGAAUGAAUGGAUGGCUGACGGAGUGGAUUUUAGUCAUAAUGGACACCCUUGAUGAGGAAUCAGAUGUCCAAAAAAUUUCACCAUGGCUAAAGAUAUUGUUGAAGUAGAGUCUUGACAAGUUUGGCUAUACGAAUAUUUAACAGAAAUGCUUAUAGAAUAAAACAGAAAUGUAUGCAUGAUAAAUUCGGUUAAAUUCAAUUAGGACAUACGGAACUGCUGAUAAAAUUGUAGAGUAAAAGCAGUUAUUGGAUCUU